UCGAGAGAUCAUGAAAAGAUCUACAACAGAAUUCUUCUCCACUUCUCUUCUCCUCUUAUUCUUUCUUACAAAUGGAGUGCUCGGAGGAUCUCAAAAUAAAAGCUGGAAUUCCUCUUGCGGUGUCCUUGUCGAUAUCCACUACCCGUUCCGCCUACAAAGCGACCCAGAGUGGUGCGGUAAGCCAGAGUUUGAGCUCAUCUGUGAAUCAGGAAAAGAUGCAGUCUUGCAUAAGUUGUCAUCCACAGACAAGUACUUGGUCACCGAAAUAUCAUAUAAUCAAUCGCGCUUCAGGCUCGUCUAUGCCGGUUAUGCCACAGGUUCUAAUAAAUGCGUUCUUCCCAGUGCACCCUUCCCCCUAAAUACACUUUUCCGCAGCAAAAUAAUGUUCCUUCGGGCCUUAAUUGAAUUUCGUUACAAUAAUCCUACAUAUGCAGACUGGCUUACACUUAGUCAGAUUGAAAAUCCUAAUGGAAGAUGGGCUAGUUUUAUGAGCUGCAAACAGGAAAUUCAUAGCGAUCUUUACAAGCCCAUCCAUUGUCUUACUGGGGAGAAUAGCUCGACAACAUAUGCCAUCGUUGACGACGAUGCAUAUGCAAUAGGCAACCUCAACAACUCAUGUAGAUUCGUAAACUUAUUUCCAGUUGACCUAGAUUCCUAUUACAGUCUUGACAUGGAUGUAUUUGAACUCCUGGCAAAAGGAGUCUGGAUUGGAUGGGAUUUCACACCCUUUAACGUUUUCGAGUACUGUUGGAAAGACUUUUGGUCAGAUGCAUAUUAUUAUUAUUCCAGCGACUUGACAUGGCGGAUAUUCGUUACCCUCUUUGGCGAAUUGGAAUUUUUAAGUUGCGUCUACUCGGCGGACAGUGCGCGCAACCAUAAUCACGUUAUCUUCGGUUUUACAAUGGUCUUAGUCAUUGCACUAGAUUUAGCUCUUUGUCUGCUAGUUUGCAGAUUUGUGAUGCCACCUCUAUCAAUUUAUGCAUUCCUCGCAUACAAUUAUUGGAAGACAAUUAGAAAACCCAUCGACUCAGUUGAAAAGUUUCUGCAAAUCCAGCAAACUCUAACUCCCACACGCUACGCCUACAGCGACAUCAUAGCUAUGACGAGCCACUUCAGAGAAAAACUAGGCCAAGGCGGCUUUGGUUCAGUGUACAGAGGAUACAUUCUUGGUAAAUUCCCUGUUGCCGUCAAGAUGCUUGUCGGCAGCUCCAAGUUCCACGGCGAAGACUUCAUCAGCGAGGUCUCCACGAUCGGCAGGAUCCACCACAUCAACGUGGUGCGUUUGGUUGGGUUUUGCUCCGAGGGAUCAAAGAGAGCACUCAUCUACGAGUACAUGCCCAAUGGCUCGCUCGACAAGUACAUCUUCUCUGCCAACAGGGGAAACACGUUCACUGUCGAGAAGCUCCAUGAGGUGGCCCUGGGGAUUGCUAGAGGCAUCAACUACCUCCAUCAGGGCUGCGACAUGCAAAUUUUGCACUUCGACAUCAAGCCCCACAGCAUCCUCCUCGAUCGCAACUUCAUUCCCAAGAUUUCAGACUUUGGGCUUGCAAAAUUGUACCCAAAGGACAAGAACGUAAUAUCCAUAAGCGUUACCAGAGGCACGAUAGGAUACAUAGCACCCGAGCUGAUAUCGAGAAAUUUUGGGAUCAUAUCAGACAAGUCGGAUGUCUACAGCUUCGGAAUGCUGCUAAUGGAGAUGGCCGGCGGGAGACAUAAUGUAGAUGCGAGAGCUGAGAACACCAGUCAGGUUUAUUAUCCUUCUUGGGUCUACGACAAACUUGUUCAGCUGCAUGUAAGUGAGAGCAGUCAUGAUAUUGAAGAGAUUGUAAUCAGUGAAAUGGAGAGAAAGUUGUCCAUGGUGGGACUUUGGUGCAUCCAAAUAAAGUCAAGUAGCCGGCCAUCCAUGAGCAGUGUAAUAGAGAUGCUUGAAGGAGACGUGAAUGAUAUACAGAUGCCACCCAAGCCUUUCUUUUCCUCAGUAGAGCCAAGUCUGAGAGAAUUAGAAUUCUCCUCCACAAUUUCAUCUUCUGGAGAAGAAGAACUACAUGAUCAGCAGCAUACUUUACGUCCCAACCAUUCCGGAUUGGCUUCAUCUUCUAUACAACUAUCUGUCAUCUUAGAGCAUUCUUAAACUUAAUAUCUGCAAGUUAAUAAUAUUGACUCUUAUGUAAUAAGAACUAAUAAAUAAUUAAAAUUUUACAUAUGAGAUGAAGUAGAUAUUAUCUCUAUUCGAUGCUCCCAACUGAGUAAUAAUAUGUUGUGACAAUUUAUUA
Messenger RNA from Zingiber officinale, 2273 nucleotides. Its product is annotated as rust resistance kinase Lr10-like. NCBI's taxonomy places the organism in Eukaryota, Viridiplantae, Streptophyta, Magnoliopsida, Zingiberales, Zingiberaceae. Gene Ontology annotation, biological process: protein phosphorylation. Gene Ontology annotation, molecular function: protein kinase activity; ATP binding; polysaccharide binding. The transcript has 3 exons. Bases 11 to 2131 code for a protein of 706 amino acids. The record is from RefSeq and is a predicted model, not a curated record.